GUAACCUGUACCCAGUUCGCGCCUCCCUGUGUCCUGUCCUCUCCACCAUGUGUCCUGUUCUCCCCUCCCUGCGUCCUGUUCUCUCCUCCCUGUGUCCUGUUCUCCCCUCCCUUUGUCCUGUUCUCUCCUCCCUGUGUCCUGUUCUCUCAUCCCUGUGGUAUGUUCUCCCCUCCCUUUGUCCUGUUCUCUCCUCCCUGUGUCCUGUUCUCUCCUCCCUGUGGUAUGUUCUCUCCUCCCUGUGUCCUGUUCUCUCCUCCCUGUGCCCUGUUCUCCCCUCCCUGCGUCCUGUUCUUUCCUCCCUGCGUCCUGUUCUCUCCUCCCUGUGUCCUGUUCUCUCCUCCCUGUGUCCUGUUAUCUCCUCCCUGUGGUCUGUUCUCCCCUCCCUGCGUCGUGUUCUCUCCUCCCUGCAUCCUGUUCUUUCCUCCCUGUGUCCUGUUUCUCUCCUCCCUGUGUCCUGUUCUCUCCUCCCUGUGUCCUGUUAUCUCCUCCCUGUGGUAUGUUCUCUCCUCCCUGUGUCCUGUUAUCUCCUCCCUGUGUCCUGUUCUCCCCUCCCUGCGUCCUGUUCUCUCCUCCCUGCGUCCUGUUCUCUCCUCCCCGUGUCCUGUUCUCACCUCCCUGUGUCCUGUCCUCUCCUCCCUGUGCCUGUCCGCUCCUCCCUCCGCCUCACUCUCGUAACCCCCUUGUUCACCUCUCUCCCGCAGGCCCUCACUCUCUUACCCCUGUUCCCGCCCCUCAUUCCCCCCUGCUCACUCUCUUUCCCCUUCGCUCAACCCCUUUUCCCACUCGCUCGCUGUUCCCCUGUGCAGUUGCCAGUGCUCACACACCCUGAAUUGCAAUUUCAAAGCAGCCAUGCCACUCCUUAA
Molecule: messenger RNA, 863 nt
Organism: Closterium sp. NIES-65
Lineage: Eukaryota; Viridiplantae; Streptophyta; Zygnematophyceae; Desmidiales; Closteriaceae
Source: the annotation of a GenBank genome assembly